Bipolaris sorokiniana ND90Pr is the source of this 1461-nucleotide messenger RNA. RefSeq lists its product as uncharacterized. The record is from RefSeq and is a predicted model, not a curated record. Bases 1 to 1461 code for a protein of 486 amino acids. Gene Ontology annotation, biological process: protein phosphorylation. The transcript has 3 exons. Lineage: Eukaryota; Fungi; Ascomycota; Dothideomycetes; Pleosporales; Pleosporaceae. Gene Ontology annotation, molecular function: protein kinase activity; ATP binding.
AUGCGUGACAGCCAAGGCAAACCCACAGAGACACGGCGUUUAUCCUCGCAAUCGGUUCAGCGACCAAAGAAAGUCCUGUCAACUCAUCAUGAGAGCGAUUCUGCAAGAAAAGAGCCUUUACGCACAGCAGUGUCUGCGGAUUCACAGCAAUUAUCUAAUCAAUCAUCGGAACAUACAACCGAGAUUCCACACACUCAUCAUGUGAACAAGCCUGAAAGUAAGGAUCCUCCAUAUGCAGCUGUCCAUGCAGAGGUACGACAGUUAUCCCAGCACUUGGUACAGCCACCGACGGAAGUUCUAGACAUUCGUAAUAACAGCAAGCCUACGAGUAUAGAGACUUUGCAUAAAAGAAUUCCUGCUAGGGAACGGCAAUCGUCUCAACAGUCAGUACAACAACCAACAAUGUUUCAGGACGUUCAACAUGUGAGAAAACCUAGGUGUAAAGAGACUUUGCCCACAGAAUUUCCUGCAGAGGCACUAGCUGCUUCAACAAAAUCUCUGGCAGACGUGGUGAAUCUACAAUGGAGCAAAGUCCCAAGAACAUACAUAGUGCUUCGGACCAUCAAUUGCCUGGACCUUCUCGACAGGUUCAUCGAUCUAGGCUUCUCUGACCACUGGUUCCUCACUAAUCAGCGAGGGCUCCCUUCAUGCCUUGUGCCCAGCAAGCGCUCACAAAUCGUGACUACCCAGGACCUAGUCAUGAUCAAGUCUAUGGACCUCGAGAAAGGCGAAGAGGGGUGGCAUUACUUCUUCCGGGAACACAAGACACUUCCGUUGGAGAUGAAGGGUAUUCUUGGGACUGGUAAGUUCGGACAGGUGGACCGGGUGCUCAGCUUGAUUAGCUUCAGAGAGUACGCGCUGAAGCGAGUGCCACGGAGCGCUGCGUUUAGUGGACGAAGAACAGAAGUCGUUAAACAGUUUAUUACUGAGAUGAAAGCCUUGAAGCGUAUCAAGUACCACCAUGUGGUUGAGUUUGUUGGGAGCUAUACCGAUCUAAAGUACAUGGGUCUCAUCGUGUCUCCUGUUGCUGAUAUGGACUUAUUUGCUUACCUGGCCAGUGUGGAUACAACCAAACAUCAAGAAAUAAGUACCUUUUUCGGCUGCCUGACUCGCGCUCUGGAGUUUGGGAGUGGUCUUUCUGGAGAUGACGGCUGUGCUCAAAGGCAGAACGAGCACGGGAAUUUCCAGGCCUUUAUACGCACGAAUCCGACUAGUACGGAUGCUCUUAUCAAACAGCUCAAAGAAAUGGGUAAUCCCGCCGACAAUGCAGCACUGGCAUGGACUCAAGACAUGAUCAUGGUACAACAGCAACUGCGGCCCAAUGCGGCAUCAUUAAUGGCAUCUAUCCUCGGCAAGAGUCAGACGGGGAGCGGGAGCGAAGUCUUUUGGGGGAUAUGCUGCACUUCGCAGCAUGAUGAUCUGAGCGAUUUCGAUGAGCUGGAGAUAGAUGAUACCAAAUGA